GAAGCUGGUUGCUGUUUGUGGUGCUGAAACAACGCCUGUGUUGUGUGCCGUUUAGCGCUAUCUUUAUAUAUAUAUAUAUAUAUUUGCUGAGCUGCGUUUCUCCUCCUCUCCUCCUCGUCUCUCUUCGACUCAAACAUGUCUCUUUAGUCCAGGUCUCGUGCGAGCAAGCUCACACCUGAGUUGACGUUAAACAUGCUGUUUUAGCGGUAGGUGUGCGAUGGAUUAGUAGUUCUGUUUAGGUAUGGAUCCACUGUGGUGUCCCAUCCUCUUCGCUGCUCUGGCUCUCAGCCUCUGUUCCUCACCUGCCGUCGCUGACAGAAAAUUUGGUUGUCUGUUUGAAGACGAGCUCUGUACGCCAUAUGAGUUCUGCGUCAACGACGGAGUGUUUGGAAGGUGCCAGGAGUUGGCCGGUGCAGACCUGUACACAUACGAUAUUUCUUCCUCUGCUCUGCAACACCUCAGGAUCCUCCUACAGAAAUUGGCUCACAGAGGUUUGACGUGGCGGGAUGACAUCACCCAACAGGUCAUCUCUAGAGAGCUCUCCAAACUGAGGAACGUCCCCCUCCGCCAUCAGGCAACGCCCCCGAGCCCCCUGACCUCCUAUAGCAGCUCCAGAGACAGGAAACAGAGGCCUGCGCAAGCAGAGCUGAGCAGAAACCUUCAGCAGUACCUGGCCGGUCUGGGCUUCCUGCCACAGUCGGAGGUAGCUGAACAUCCAGGAGUCCAACGAGUAGGAGUCAGUGCUCAGAAUGAAGACAUCAAGUCUGAUGGUCUUUUGGAGCCCAGUCGGCCAAAACCCCAGAAGGGCUGGAAGGAGACCACUAUCUACAGCCUUCAGAAUGGAGCUGGCCAAACUCCAGUCACCAAAGUCUUCACUCAAAGCGGCGAGGGCAGGCACCCCAAGCUUAGUACAACCUAUCCUAACCAGGACGUAGGAAGGACCAAGCUCCUUUCCAAUCAUCUGGACCGGCUUCUUGCAGGGGCACCAGGUACUCAGCAGGGCGCCGCAGGUGGCGAGGCUGCGUGGCCCAAAGGAAAGCUCCACUACCUCAACUACGUCUGGCCAGCUCACAGUGACCAUGCAGAGCCGCAGUCUCAGGUGGCUUUUGGCUCCAAAUCCUCGAGGCCUAACCUAGACAGACUGCUGUUCAAGGCCGGCUCAAACCGACUGAACGCCAAGGAGCCUCUUAGUGUCAUGGAUGAGCAAUUCAUCCAGAAUGUGGUGAACCAGCUGGGAAGGCACAGCAUCAACAUGGACGCCUUCAUGGGCAAAGAUCUGGACGAGUUGGCUGGGGUCAUCACCGGAGCUCUGCAGGAGGUGGACGAGAAGCAGCCAGUGGCUGGGGCCCAGAUAGGACCAGGAGCCGCCGACCCCAGUGGGGUCAUGAAGGGUAACAGGGAGCAAUUGGCAAGCAUGGAAUCAAAUCAAGACCAGGACCUGAAAUCAAACAAAGUGCAGGAUCUAAACCAGAAAGACACACUGAGGUUGAAACAGCAAGGUCAACAAAUGGAUGGUGCAGACAGAGAGCCUGUUGACAAGCAUGCGGCUUUCUUCUCCAAGCUGCUCGACUACCUAAACCUGGAGCCCUUUGGUGAUGGUCCGGAGGUCAAAAGUGGACCACUAGCUCCCAGUGGCCUCCAAAAAACUGUCGGACUGGAGAAUGUUCAGAGCCGGACAACGCAGGGUCAAGUUCCUGUAGCCCAUCGCUGGGAGGAUAAAACCAUGUCCUCACCUGCAAAGGAAGGCUCCACCCUGCGUUUAACCAGCGGUGCACAGGUGCCGGACGCACAGGUGGACUCAGAGAUCGAAAGGUUGAUGCAGGGGAUUCAAGCCCCGGCGGGGAAGAAACAGCUGGAUGAGCCGCAGAAGAAGGACAUGAGAAUCAAAACUCAGCUGGUCCAUGUCGGGGUGAAGGAGUUUUCCAGCAGAGGGAAGGACAGACACUUUGGCUACAUUAUAACUGGCUCAGACUCCCUCACUACUGACCAGGGCUUGGACCUGAUGGAGCGACUGACGCAGAGGCUGAACCUCCACGCCGCAGACCUCACCCAGCUCUCUGUCCUGGGCCCUGCGUUGACUUUCAGAGUCGGCCCCAACCCGAAGAAUGUGACCACUGCGGAUCUGGUUCAAGUUGCAGUCCAACAGAAGCAGCAGCUGGAGAAGGAGUCAGGCCUGAAGAUAGUGGAGGCCGGAGUUAGUGAUAGGGGCAGCCUGACCCAGAUCCCCAUGGUGAAGGAGACCAGGGUGGAGUCGGGCCAGUUCCUGCUGCUCUCCGUCCUCUGCAUGCUCUUCAUCCUGGUGGCGCUGGCCGUGUCCGCCACUUUCUUCUGCGUGCGCCAGCGCUCCCACCUCCACAUGAAGGAGAAGCUGGCCAGCCUGGGGACUGACACCAGUACUGAUGCCACCGCAACCUAUCAGGAGCUGUGUCGCCAGCGUAUGGCGAUCCGGACGUCAGAACGUGUCGAGCGGCCAGAGACACUGCGCCACUCGCGGCUGAACAGUGUGUCAUCCCAGUUCAGUGAUGGUCCUGUAGCCAGCCCGUCAACCCGCAGCAGCACCUCCUCCUGGUGUGAAGAGCCAGUGCCGUCCAACAUGGACAUCUCCACUGGUCACAUGAUACUGUCAUACAUGGAGGACCACUUGAAGAACAAGAACCGUCUGGAGCGUGAGUGGGAGGCCCUGUGCUCCUACCAGGCAGAGCCCGGCGCCUGCAGUGUAGGCCAGGGCGAGCAGAACUCCAAGAGGAACCGCUCAGACGCCGUCGUCGUAUAUGAUCAUUCCAGGAUCACCUUGAAAGCGGAGAAUAACCACGGCAACUCAGAUUACAUCAAUGCCAGUCCAAUAAUGGACCAUGACCCUCGCAACCCUACUUACAUCGCCUCGCAGGGCCCGCUUCCUUCCACCGUGGCAGACUUCUGGCAGAUGGUGUGGGAGAGCGGCUGCGUCGUCAUCGUGAUGUUGACCCCGCUCUCUGAAAAUGGAGUGAAGCAGUGUCACCACUACUGGCCAGAUGAGGGAUCUGAUGUCUACCACAUCUACGAGGUGAACUUGGUGUCUGAGCACAUCUGGUGUGAGGACUUCCUGGUGCGGAGCUUCUAUCUGAAGAACCUGCAGACCAAUGAGACCCGCACCGUCACACAGUUCCACUUCCUGUCCUGGAUGGACCGCGGGAUCCCCAACUCGGCCAGGACCCUGUUAGACUUCCGCAGAAAGGUUAACAAGUGCUACCGGGGUCGAUCUUGCCCGAUAAUUGUUCACUGCAGUGAUGGAGCUGGCAGGAGUGGGACUUACAUUCUGAUUGACAUGGUCCUCAAUAGGAUGGCUAAAGGUGCUAAAGAGAUUGAUAUUGCCGCUACCCUGGAGCACUUGAGAGACCAGAGAGCUGGCAUGGUCCAGACAAAGGAGCAGUUUGAGUUUGCGCUGACAGCCGUGGCAGAGGAGGUGAACGCCAUCCUGAAAGCGCUUCCUCAGUGAAGGCGUCCUCUACCCACCCCUCUCCCUCCACCUUCUUCUCGCUCGCUGAGCACCGGUUCCUCUGCCCACUCAAGACUGACAUCUCUCUUCUGCCCUUCCUUCUCUUCGCUCUGUUUCUCUCCUCUGUCUCUCCCUCCUCUUCACCUCUAUAUAUACUGUAUACUUAUGAAUGUUGUGCCAGAUAUCUCACCUGGAUCCAUAUCCGCCAAUUUUGCCUUAGAGUACGACUGUUGAUCUAGGAUCUGUGUCGUUUUGGGGGAUUCAGGAGAUUGUGCAGACAAGUGGGGCCUGAUCUGAUCUGAUGUGGGAACUUAGAUCAGCACUCCUACUAUGAGACCCUUUUGUCGAUAUGAACCCUGGUCCUCUCUUACUGUGAUGUACGAAGUUGUCCCUGAACCUACCGUUUUAGUGCCACUGACGAGCUGUUUACGUGAUGUCAAGUGAAGAUUUUUGUUCCAAAAUGUCGAAAAAAGUGAUACAAAUGCUUAUAAAAUGACUAUUGGCACAUUUUAAACAAACUUUAAGAUUAAUAAUAUGUAAAGUAAAUUAACUUCUUGCCUGUAUAAAUCAUAAUAUUGUACAGAUUAUAUUCCCUAAAUGAAUUGAUGUGUUCAAAUUAGACAUAUAGCAUUUUGGAAAUAAACUCCUCACAUCGUUAUUCCUUCUCUGUGAUCUGAAUCAACUACUAUAUGCUCAGCAUCACAUGUAUAGAUGUUGAAGUGUGUGUGUAUUGUAUUUUGGGUCCAGACAUCUCACUCUCACUGUAUUAAAAACCCCGCAGAUGCUCUGACUCUUAAAAUGCCUCACGGAUCAUGAUACUUACAUCAACAUAUCAGGUGUUUUCUAUUCCUCAUUGCAUCGAUGAUUUUACACCAUGAAUUGUUUGUUACAUAAACAUCUCUCUUAAUAUUAAAUGUAAUAGAAAUAUACCAACUGAGAUAGUUAUGCUUCUAUUUAAAGAUACUAUCAUGUCAUCCCAUAUCGAUAGUAACAAUAUAUUGAAAUUAUAUUGGAAUUGUUGCUACAUUUGUUUGUCCAUUCAUCACUGGUAUAUUGUGAUAUUUUGUGCAACAUGACAGAUUAUUCCCUCUGUGUAUAGACGAUGAAUGACUUUAUGAAUCCCCAUAUAGUGCUAUCUGAAAUGUAUACUGAGAGCCUCAACGAGAACUAUAUAUUUUGUGUGAACAAAGUAACAUUCAGAUUGAUAAUAAACCAAAACAGAUUAUACUGCUUUGCUAUCUGGUGUUUAAUGUUAUUUCUGAUACACUCACACACACACACUAAAAAGGGGAGAGAGAAGACUGCUUUUACAUUGAAUGACAUUUGAUUGAACGUUAGCCUUAGUAAAGUCACAAAGAAAAGCUGAUUCACGCUCCCUGAGGGUUUGUAUCUGGGAGAGACUUGCAGGUUUGAACAGAUGAAAUGUUUGGUUCACCAGCUCUGUCAGUGGGGAAAGUGGCUGAGAUUUGAAAUGAGAUCAGUCAUGUAUUUCACCCACUGAGGUCUUUUUUGCAAUAUUACAGAGAAAAGAGGAAUCUGUCACUCUAAAAGUU
Thunnus maccoyii (southern bluefin tuna) is the source of this 5028-nucleotide messenger RNA. RefSeq names its product protein tyrosine phosphatase receptor type N2 (gene ptprn2). NCBI's taxonomy places the organism in Eukaryota, Metazoa, Chordata, Actinopteri, Scombriformes, Scombridae. Bases 242 to 3475 code for a protein of 1077 amino acids. Gene Ontology annotation, cellular component: secretory granule. Gene Ontology annotation, molecular function: protein tyrosine phosphatase activity. Gene Ontology annotation, biological process: protein dephosphorylation. The record is from RefSeq and is a predicted model, not a curated record. The transcript has 22 exons.